GAAGGUUCCCCCUGCACCCCCUUCACCCCCGCGUGCUUGGCGCAUGCUCCGUGGGCGCCCCGCGAUGUGGAGCCGGGGGUCGCGGUGUGAGGUUAAAGGCAAGAGAAGUUGAAAACACCCUCUGAAAACACCCUCCUCACUCUGCUCCAAGCCUCCCCUCCACAUUCAGCAUGGCUGGUGGCAUCACUGAUACAGGAGAGCUUUACUCUCCCUAUGUUGGUCUUGUUUACAUGUUCAACCUCAUCGUUGGAACUGGAGCCCUGACCAUGCCGAAGGCCUUUGCGACAGCAGGGUGGCUCGUCAGCCUUGUCCUCCUUAUGUUCCUGGGAUUUAUGAGCUAUAUGACUACAACCUUUGUGGUGGAAGCCAUGGCUGCUGCAAAUGCCCAGCUGCGAUGGAAGAGAAUGGAGAAACGCAAGGAGGAUGAUGAGGAUGAGGAUUCUUCCUCUGGGGUAUCUGACACUGAUGUUCUCCUCCAAGAUGGCUACGAGCGAGCAGAGACACGACCUAUCCUGUCAGUUCAGAGACGUGGCUCCCCAAAUAUCUUUGAAAUUACUGAGAGGGUGGAAAUGGGCCAGAUGGCUUCCAUGUUCUUCAACAAAGUGGGUGUCAACCUCUUCUAUUUCUGCAUAAUCAUCUACCUCUAUGGAGACCUGGCAAUCUACGCAGCAGCUGUACCAGUCUCUCUCAUGCAAGUGACCUGCAGUGCCACUGGCAACCAUUCUUGCAAUGUUGGAGAUGGCACAAAGUACAAUGAUACAGACAAGUGCUGGGGGCCAAUUCGACGGAUUGAUGCUUACAGACUGUAUCUGGCAGCAUUCACUCUCCUCCUCGGUCCUUUCACCUUCUUCAAUGUACAGAAGACCAAGUACCUUCAAAUCAUGACAUCCCUCAUGAGAUGGAUAGCUUUCAUCCUCAUGAUUAUUCUGGCUCUCAUCCGCAUCAGCAGAGGCCAAGCUGAAGGUCACCCAUCCAUGGCCCAACUCUCGGGCAUCCGCAAUCUCUUUGGGGUGUGCGUCUACUCCUUCAUGUGCCAGCACUCUCUGCCAUCCCUCAUCACCCCCAUCUCCAAGAAGAAGCAUGUCAACAAGCUCGUGCUGCUCGAUUACAUCCUGAUCCUGGCUUUCUACAGCCUCCUGUCGUUCACUGCCAUUUACUGCUUCCGCAACGACACCCUCAUGGACAUGUACACGCUCAACUUCACCAACUGUGAGAUCAUCAGCGUUGCCUUCAUUCGCUACUUCCUGGGCCUCUUCCCAGUCUUCACCAUCAGCACCAACUUCCCUAUCAUCGCAGUGACCCUGCGCAACAACUGGAAGACUCUUUUCCACAGGGAAGGGGGGACCUACCCAUGGGUGGUGGAUAGGAUUGUCUUUCCUGCCAUCACGCUCAUUCCCCCAGUGCUGGUGGCUUUCUGCACCCACGAUCUGGAGUCCUUGGUGGGGAUCACAGGAGCUUAUGCUGGGAAUGGGAUCCAGUACCUCAUUCCGGCUUUCCUCGCAUACUGCAGUCGCAAGGACACGCAGCUGGUCUUUGGCAGUGGGACAGUUAACAAACACCUCUCCCCUUUCCGACACACUUUCUGGAUUGUGUUUGUGCUCAUAUGGGGCUUUUCUUGCUUCGUGUUUGUGACUGCAAACAUUGUCCUGAGCGAGUCCAAACUCUGAUGUGGGGAUAGCAGCACGCUCCCUCCCCAGCUCCAGAGACAUUUCAGCUCCCCCUCUGCAGCUGUGGAAUGGGGGAGAGGCAUCAUGAAGGGAAGUUUCCAGGCUGUGGGCUUGGUGACAAGGGUUAACCCUGAACACAGACUCUCUCCACUCCAUUUGGAGCGUGGAUGGAGUGGAUUCAGCCUUGUUACAAUCCUGGUUCUCACACCCUGCUGUUCAACGCUGUGGGGCUGAGCCCUUGGCAGCCUGCACCAUUAACCAGUGUCCAGCCAGUUCUGCCUUUAGCUCUGUUGGAGCAUCGCUGUUGGAUCUCUCUGUGUGCUGCAGGUCUCGGCACACAGGGGAGCAGAGAGCCUUGCCUGCUCACUGCACCAAUGUCCCUUCUCCCAAAGGCAUGGAUGUGCUGGGCAGGAUCCGGCAGGAGUUUGGGAGAGCCGAGUCUCUUCUUUCAAACCAACCUCCUGUGCCAGUUGAGGGGAGAAGCGAGGGUGGGAGGAGAUCUAACUCAGAAGGAAGUAAUUGUGUGUUACAUUUUCUUUUCCUAGAGGCAUUAACCUGUUUGUGCACCAUGGAUUGCUGGGGUCUGGGAUCUCUUGCUGGUUUCCCAAGCCCAGGAGUUUACAUUCACACUUCUCACCCUGUUCUCUGCUGUGACAACCCCGGUUGGACCCCAAAGCAAUGCCCCUACAUGCAGGGAUACAGCUUUUCCUCCCUGGAGAGGAAACAGCAGCCUUGCUUCCCUCAGCUCCUGCAUGCAGACCGCUUGCAUGGAGCUGGUAGGACCAGCCAGCCCCUACCUACCUCCAGUGGUUGGGAAUCCUGCGGGCUGGAAUUCCUGUGGCUAAUUACCCAGUCUGGACACGUGUGAGGCCUGCAGGGGCUCUGGCUGUGCACACUGAUGCGUUUCCAGCCUCCUGUGCUGGGUAAUUAGCCUUGAAACAAGGUGGGUGUUAACUCAAGGGAAUGGGCUGGUGCCAGGAGGCAGCGGCCGGGCUUCCAUCCUGCAGGAGCUCAGAUCCCAGAUGCUGAAACCCUGCUGGUACUGGGCUUGAAUCCCUUUUCUUCUCCUACACAGGCCUACGAUGGGCUUUGGGCUGGUCCUGCUCAGCUGCUCUGAGAACUGGGCUGCCUGUUACCUACAGCAGCCGAUGCUUUAGGUAAAUCUCUGCUUUUAAGUCCCUAUAACAGCACACAGUGACCCAGCCCUGGGUGCUGUGCUCUGAGGCCCUUGGGCAAAGAUCUUUGGGCUUUCCUAACAAAAGGAAGAACUUCAAAAGAAGUUUCCAUCUGAAAUACUUUAAGCCCCCCCUUAUUAAAGCAGGUUCAAAGCCAGGUGCGUGUCACUUACGUUAGAUCCUCUUGCCCUCUGCACUUGCUGCAGUAUUAAGUGUCUCCACUCGCUAAAGCAAGCUUUGAACUGCAGCUCUUUUUAAUCAAGCUCUGUUUUCAAGUAGGCCUUUCUGGUUUCCAUAUGACCUGAAGUGCUCCUCCUGCGGGAAUAUGCAAGUACCUGGAGCUGUAUAAAAACACUUCAUGGCUUUUAAAGCAAAACCCUGCACCUCUUGAGCCUGAGCACCGCCACUGUGUCCUUGCUGAGCUGCUUGGAGAGGAUCCGGGGGGACUGUUUGCCUCCUCUCCAGCUUGAUCCUGAGCAUUGGCAGUGACUUUAAACAUCCCCAAGUGCUCCAGGGAAGCUGCUGGGGCAUCUUCAGUGCCAAGUGAACAAGUUAUUUACAGGUACCUGGUGGUGGUGUCUCAGGAUGAAGGAGGCUGGAGGGCAGAUCCAUGGGGCAGCAUUGCUGGGAGCCACCUGCCAGGCAGCUGAGAGGAACUUAGUGCUGAUGAAAUGAGCCUUUGGAGAGCUGGUGAGGCUGCAGGAGGGCACAGAUGUGGGUGAUGGUGGGGGGGGGCUGAGGCUUUGCAAGGCACUUGGCUCUGCCUUCAUCCCUGCAAGGGCCCAUUACAAUCUCUUCCCUCGACAUUUCAUUGCCAGCCAGGGAAUGGGGCUGUGCUCUGUUAUUC
This is a messenger RNA of Melopsittacus undulatus (budgerigar), 3689 nucleotides long. It is a transcript of the gene SLC38A12, whose product is annotated as transmembrane protein 104. The record is from RefSeq and is a predicted model, not a curated record. The transcript has 10 exons. The coding region runs from base 171 to 1667 and encodes 498 amino acids. Lineage: Eukaryota; Metazoa; Chordata; Aves; Psittaciformes; Psittaculidae.